Messenger RNA from Tachyglossus aculeatus (Australian echidna), 2001 nucleotides. RefSeq names its product LysM domain containing 1 (gene LYSMD1). The transcript is spliced from 3 exons. NCBI's taxonomy places the organism in Eukaryota, Metazoa, Chordata, Mammalia, Monotremata, Tachyglossidae. The record is from RefSeq and is a predicted model, not a curated record. Bases 874 to 1542 code for a protein of 222 amino acids.
GUCUCUUUAUCCUCCAUCCCUAGCCCCCUGUCCUCCUCCCCACCCCCGUAGUGCGGCCCUCGACGGCUUUAUUCUCCAUCCCUCGCCCCCUGCCUUCCUCCCCACCCACCCCUAUAGUGUGGCCCUCGACGGCCUUAUUCUCCAUCCCUCGCCCCCUACCCUCCUCCCCACCCCCAUAGUGCGGCCCUCGACGGCCUUAUUCUCCAUCCCUCGCCCCCUGCCUUCCUCCCCACCCCUGUAGUGCGGCCCUCGACGGCCUUAUUCUCCAUCCCUCGCCCCCUGCCCUCCUCCCCACCCCUGUAGUGCGGCCUUCGACGGCCUUAUUCUCCAUCCCUCGCCCCCUGUCCUCCUCCCCACCCCUAUAGUGCGGCCCUCGACGGCCUUAUUCUCCAUCCCUCGCCCCCUGCCCUCCUCCCCACCCCUGUAGUGCGGCCUUCGACGGCCUUAUUCUCCAUCCCUCGCCCCCUGCCUUCCUCCCCACCCCUAUAGUGCGGCCCUCGAUGGCCUUAUUCUCCAUCCCUCGCCCCCUGCCUUCCUCCCCACCCCUAUAGUGCGGCCUUCGACGGCCUUAUUCUCCAUCCCUCACCCCCUGCCUUCCUCCCCACCCCUGUAAUGCGGCCCUCGACGGCCUUAUUCUCCAUCCCUCGCCCCCUGUCCUCCUCCCCACCCCUAUAGUGCGGGCCUCAACGGCCUUAUUCUCCAUCCCUAGCCCCCUGCCCUUCUCCCCACCCCUAUAGUGCGGCCCUCGACGGCCUUAUUCUCCAUCCCUCGCCCCCUGCCCUCCUCCCCACCCCAGUAGUGUGGCCCUCGACAGCCUUAUUCUCCAUCCCUAGCCCUCCUCCUCGCCCCCUCCCCGUGAUUUGGGGUGGAGGGAUGGCCUCUCCGACCAGGCAAGAUUGGGGGUCCGGUGGCUCCGGCCUGCUGCGGGGGAGUCGGACCCGCUCCUACGGGAGCCUGGUGCAGUCGGCCUGCUCGCCCGCAAGGCAGCGGCUACUACAGCACCGCCUGGAGCCCGGAGACACGCUGGCCGGGCUGGCGCUCAAGUACGGGGUGACGAUGGAACAGAUCAAGCGAGCGAACCGCCUGUACACCAACGAGUCCAUCUUCUUGAAGUCGAGCCUCACCAUCCCCGUCCUCACCCAGCCCCGUGGGCUGCUUCACGGACUGGACUCGGACUCAGAGGAGGAGGAGGAGGAGGAGAAGGCGGCGGCGAUGGGGGCCGAGGCCGCGUCCGAGGAGAAAGGCCCGACCCCCGCCCUGGCCAACGGGGACAGCCCCCGGCCCACCCACGACCUCUCGGCCUCCGAUUUCUUCAAGAAGCUGGACUCCGAGAUCAGCCUGUCCAAGAAGGCGGCCGCCAGGAAGCUGAAGAAGGGGGAGAGCAGGAUCCCCAGAGAAGCAGCCCCUGGCGUGAGCCCGAGCUCGCCCAAGACCCAACGGCGGCAGCAGCAGCAGCGGGCCCUCCUGGGCCCCGUCCCCCUGACCCGGACCUCCCGGACCGCUUCCCUUCGAGACCAGGAGGAUGAAAUCUUCAAACUCUGACCCGGGGGGCCCCCCCCCAGGGUUAGCCCCCUACCCCUCUGCACUGCCCCCACCCUCUCUCCCUCCCCUAAUUUAUCUGGUGCUAUGUUAGUGAUAUUUAUUUGGUCGGUGUCUUGUUCCCCGCCCCAGCCCCUCCACGUUUCUGGGCCAGCAGGGGCCUCGGCCAAGGGGGGGGUGACGGGGUGGUCACGGCCCCCGACCCCCUGGGCUGGAUGCAUCUGUGGAGACCCCCGCACACCCCCGGCCCUAUUCCGAAAACAAGCUGAGGAGGGGGCGGCGGCGGCGGCGGUCCACCCCGCCAACCUUCUGGGUGCAGAGGGGCCGCCACGCUGCUCCGUUUCCCACGCAGGCCGGGGGCGGGCGGGGGUCCCGCGGGAGCCCCUGCCACCUGGGUUGUUGGGGGGAGCUGGGGGACCCCCCCCACCUCGGAUCGGGCCCGGCCUGGAAGGCAUUAAACAA